This is a messenger RNA of Polyodon spathula (Mississippi paddlefish), 7427 nucleotides long. RefSeq lists its product as uncharacterized. The record is from RefSeq and is a predicted model, not a curated record. The transcript has 9 exons. Bases 144 to 5462 code for a protein of 1772 amino acids. Lineage: Eukaryota; Metazoa; Chordata; Actinopteri; Acipenseriformes; Polyodontidae.
GCUGUGGAUGUAACGGUGUUUGCUACAGUGUAGUCAGGAUGGAGCGGAAAGUGUAGCGCGGGUUGGAGCGAACCGUGCCGUGCCGUGUGCGAGUAGCUUGGGUGAGACGCAGUUUUGGAAGAGGGCUGCACCAUCAGGUCGUGAUGCUGUUGACGGUCACUGCCGAUUUGGAGAGCGCUCAGCGGUUAGCUUUAGCACCAGAUUCCCUCUCCGACCUGCCCCGGGAUGUAUGUGCUGAGCUGCAGCCCAGGGAAACACCUCAAACCCCUGACAGACCUGCCGGGGCGGCUGGAGGAGUCGAAUCCAGCCUGCCAGAGCUCCAGGGCUGCUUCGAGGGGCCGUCGGCCAGUCCCCCUGUUUGGAAGUGUGAGGUGUCCGAAGACGAGACUGGUGAAAUGCACGCUGAGGGGAGAUGCAAAGAAGAACUUGGCUCUGUUGCAAGUGGUGAAGGUAACGGGGAAGGAGGAGUGAGGACAGACUGCAGGACUGAGCUGGCUUUGAGUCCCAUGCAAGGGGGCGGCGCAAGUCAGGCACAGGGAAAUGAAAUCGCAGUCGCACAGUGCAGCGCUGCAGUAAUGGCACGGCCCAUCGGCCUUGAAGCAGACUUUACCAACAUGGAUGUUGAUGCUGAAGGAUUGGAAGGGAGUGCAGCGGGGACCUGCGGGAGAGAACUGACCGGAUCAGAGAGCUCAUGUUUCCCAAUAAAGAAAUCUGAAGUGAAAACGGGCCGGGUCAUGGCUGGUCCAAACAAUGCUGCAUCCGCAGCGGCUUGGGCCCCUGAAGUGGUUUCCAUGGAAAUGGAACAAGUGGAAACAAAGACUCGGAACCCCCUUUGCAUUGGUGAUGGAAAUGAGGAGUCUAACACAACCAGUCUUAGUGCUAAUAAUCAUCCCUGUGGAGGCUCUGCACAUGAAGCUGGGGAACUUCUGCCCUGCGGUAACCUUUUAGAGAACAAGCUUUCACAGGCAGAGCUUAAAGAUGUGUCUGUUGCAAAGAUGGAGAGUUCAGGGCAAAAUGUUGCUGCUACCCAGAGUACUGGGGUAGGACAGGAUCUUAUAGAUAACCACUGGGUGCACUCCAGGUUCGACGAACUCGCACCUUACAUCAGGCCGCACGACGAAGACGAGAUCUUGGGCGUCUGCGCUGAGAUCGAGGUCGUGCUCGGAGUCGAUCGCAGCCAUUCGGAACAGAAGGAAGCUGAGGAUUCUGUCCGUGGAGAAGGUUUAGAAAGGCUCCCAGCUGAACUCUCCACUGAAAGUCAGUCGGAAGUGAUUUCGGAAGCAGAACCAGCGGAUGAGGGACGCGAUGUUCCUGUCCUGACCCGUUCAGAAAUGGACCAGGCAGAGCAUGCCGUGCCUUGUGAGUGUGUGACCCCGACUUGGACCCGGGAGGGGGGCUCUGUAAAGGACGGCACCCCGUGUUCCGCAGGGCUCGGCAGCUCGGCAUACAAGCACUGUGCCUCUGACUGCAAUUAUUGUUCACCAUGCAAUAGGAAUAUCAAGGUGUCUUCUGACUCUAAAAUCACAAGCAGCGUCCCAGCAAAACACCUGAAUAAAAGUGGCUGCUGUCCCCUGGGUGACAAUGUGCCAGCUAGAGCUCCUUCAGAAACCACCAGGGGCCAGAGUGCGACGCCUCAAGCUUGUGGUACACUGGAAACCGAGAGCCGGGGAGCAGCUCAGCCUCUGGAAAGUGAUUUCUCUGUGCGGUUAUCUGGGGAGGAAGAUGCUGUGGAGCUGCUGCAAGAUGGAACGGACCUCUCCAGGCAGGCAGCACACGGUGAAGAGGCCCUGACUGAAAAGCAGUGUGACGUGCGAUUGGAAAACAGUGAAGCGACUUUGGUAGCAAAGCAAAAGACUGAAGAUAAGCUGGAGCAGAGUGCAACCUCUGAAGCUGCCACAGAUAUUGGGGCAGGGGUUUCAGCAGACCGAACUGGAAGUGCUGGCGCGCUCGGGGAAAGAGACCCAGAUAGGGGGACGGCGUCUGGGGGAGACGGAGUGAAACUUGGGGUUUCAGAGUGUCGGACAGAUCGCAGAUCCCAGUUAAACUCUGAAGAUGAAAAAGAUACCUUAGGUACCGCUGAACCUUCAGUAGGAAAUCCAUCGGCACUCAAAAACAAGCCAGCCACUGAUAUAACUCCGGAUGGUGCAGGAGCAGCGGCUGUUGCUGAUGGUGCGGCAGUGAACAGCUUGUGUGGGGCAUUGGAGCAGGAAACGCUGAGCAGUGUGACUGAUGUGGAAAAACCUUUAACAGAAUCUGAAAGUAGACUAGUUUCGGGAAGCGUUGAGAUCCCGCCACAACCCAGGCAAGGUUGCAAAACAGCUGCCGUUAGUGACAGCACUACAGAAAGCGUGUGUAGAACUGUUGAGCUGGAGUCGGGAGGUCUCAGUACUUUGAAUGAUAAGGAAAAAUCUUUAAAAGAAACCGAAAGCAUUGAGACAACCUGGCAGUCCAGGGAGGAUUGCAAGGUGCCCUGUGAAGGUGAACUGGACUGCAACGAGACGUCACAAAGCCAAGGUAGCUGUCAGGUAAUUCCAAACUGUCAUGCAAAAGAAUCGGAAAUCCACGAGGAUCCAGUGGACCCUGCCACUCAUUUACAAACCAGUUGUGAUGGUUCUGGAGACGGGGAAAGAUAUAGUGCAGAAAGUUCAGAACUGCAUGAGAAUCGAUUGGACCUUCCUGGUCAUUUCAGAACUGGUUGUGAUGACGAGGCGACACCUGAUAAAGGGCAGUCUUGCAAAGGAGCAGAAGAAGAUGCUGAAAGACAGCGUGCCUCCGAUGAAGAAUUGGACUUCACCGAAGGGCCUUCACACAGCCAAGUCAAAAGCCUGACCUCAAUAGACCUCCAGGUGGAAGCUUCGGCUGAGGGUUGGGCUGUAUUAAAAAAUAGCCUGUUUAUUAAUCAACAACCUGCUGACACAAAAACACUCAGUUCUGAGCUGGGUGGCGGGAGCGAGGAGAUUGCAGGGGUUCCAUUGGAAAAAAUGGAGCACGAGCCAGCUGUAUACAAGAAGAGCACCUCCCCCCUGCAUGCUGCAAGCAUUGUGGCAUGCAGCCAGAGCGACCAGGCUUUGUUAGAGAGAGCGUUGUAUGAAAAGCUUGCGGAAGGAACUGUUCUCUCUGAGGGGGAGAGAACCACAGAAUGCACUUUACAUGACCCCAGUGCUCCUCACACUUCUGAGUGCUGUCAUCAAAAACGUACGCCUCCAACUGAAAUUGACGACUGCUCAAAAACAAGCAGCUCUGACCUGCCUUGCACAAGCCGCACGCACAGCCACAGCGUCCCCGUCGAGCCUGGAAAAGCACCCGCUGGGGUUGAAGGAGAGUUCGGAAAGCUGCCUAGAAAGAAGAGGGCAGUAGAGUUACGGAAACAGCCAGGGAGGAGUUGCAAGGCAGGGAGCAAGGUGCCAGAGCCAUUGCAGGAUCUAAGAAGAAUGAGGGAAUCAAACGCUCAAGUAUUUAUUAGGACCCAAGUAGCCAACAUUGCAGACCUAGACCAUGAGUCUAGUGAAACCAUGAACCACGCAGUUCAUAGCGGCGCAGUUCUGAAAGCAAACCUGCCCAAGGAGGAAAGGGCUUUCCCUUCUGUAAGAAACGGGGCGUGCAAGCCACACAAGGCUUCCCUUAAUAUGCUGCACAGCAGUGUAAAGGCUCAGAAUAAUAUCCAGGAACCUCUGCUGUUGAAGUUAUCUAACGUGGCCAGUAGCCUGGUGCCGGUUAGGAGCCCUCAAAAGUUCAGACCUUUUUAUAGAUCGUCCAAAGUCUUGCCGUACAGAUUAGACAAAGGGCUAAAAGCCGGAGCAGCUGACAUCUCUGUGUGCACAAUGACAAAAUUAAAACCUUACUGGUGCAACAGUUUUUGUUGCAGGCUUCCCCGUUUAAAGGGACACUCUUUGAAGAAUGUAACCUUUCAGUCUCUUGCACUAUCCUGCAGUGCGGAUCUAUCCAAGGUUUCCUUGUACCAAACGGAUCGCUGGAAACCCUUGGUGACCUUUACUACCCCCAUCUUUCCAGUUUCUUUCCAUGUUAGAUUGGGGUCUAUGUCGUCUUUACCGUCCAGUGGUGAUGAUGAUAAGAAGUCUUUGAUGCAGCACUGUGCUUCUUCAAACCUCAUGUUGCAUGAAGAAUCUAUCCAACCUCCUUCAUCCUCCUACUCCUCUCUCUCUUCAGAAUGGACUUGUUCCUCCUCCUCUCCAAAUUUUUCAGCAACCGCAGGUUACCACAGCAUUCUCCAGAACACCACGCUCGCAGGCUUCAGUAGUGAUUUGCACCCCGUUUUGUUUACUUGCUCUGGGAGCAGCGAGCCCAGCUGCAGAAGCUGCAGUUUCAGUGAAUGUCAGGAGCUUGAGUGGUGGACUGCUUCCUCUUCUCCGUUCUCCAGGUUCGGGCUGCACACUGUUUUAGCCCUUUCCUCUCAGGCUUGUUACCGGGUCUGGACUCGCCGGCGCUGCCUGGGCAGGAGGGUCCCUGCGGUCCAGAAGAGGUUCCUGUCCCAGUUUGAGGAGGGGCUGAAGGGGUCUUCCUUGAUCCUGAAGGAGAGCCUCUUUCCCUCGUUGCACUACUCUCUGGGAAGGAUCGUCGCAGCCUGGAGCAGUCGGGGGCCAGCGGCCUGCCUGCCUGACUUCACUACCUUCUCCUGCCUCGACAUGGAACGCAGCUAUGCAAGGCAGUUGCUGGAGUGCUUUGUAGCCAGCUCAUUUGCUGAAGACCGUGCAGCAGCAGGUGUUGCUAAUGAAAGUAACCUCAAACAACUCGACUGCACUUUAAAGAGAGAGCCAUGCCUGGUGCCGUUGUUGCCUAUAUCGGACCGGCCCGUUCCAGAACCUGUCUUUGCACUGCUCGACCAGACAGCUGCACAGAUCAGACCAAACUCCCUCAUGGCCUGGUCGAGCCUGCCAACAGCCUCCUGUAUGGAAUGUCGUGCGAGUGACUCCGCCCAGCGAUCCUCGGCGCUGCCUGAGAUCCUGGGUGUGAGCUAUCCAGAGAUGAAAGAGCAGAGCGUUCUCGAGAAGAGCCUGGUGAGCGAGCCGGGGCAGAGGACCAAGAGGGUUUCCCAAAUCCGCAUUCGGAAAACUGUCCCCAAACCGGACAACAGUCUAACCCCUAUGGGGCUACCGAAACCAAAGAGAUUAAAGAAGAAGGAAUUCAGCCUGGAGGAGAUCUACACCAACAAAAACUACAAGUCUCCGCCUUCCAACAGGAGCCUGGAAACCAUCUUCGAGGAGCCGAAGGAGAAGAACGGCACGCUGGUGUGCAUCGGGCAGCAGAAACGCAAGAGGGUCCUGGAGUUCCAGGACUUCACAGUGCCCCGUAAGAGGCGCGCCAGGACCGGGGUGAAGCUGAAGAGCAGCCGCACGCGGGGCAGGAAGGCAGCGAAGCAGGGCUGUGCAGAGCUGGAUGUGCUGCUCGUGGAGAAGCUGAGCGCGCUGGAGCACUUCUUCAACACCGAGCACAUCAACAUCUGAGCCCUGUGUGGAGCCGCUGUUUAAAAUCACUGGCUUCACUGAUCCCAUCUUGAUCCCUGCUUUUCUUAUCUGCCUUCAGUGUCUCCACACUCCUCUAUAAGUGGCUCCAGUUCCUGGUGGGACCUCAGUAUUUAUUUUCAAACCUGCACUGCUCUCCAGUGCCCACGCUCUACCCCUGCCUCUUGAGACUGCACGCUGUUUAGUUUGGACCAGGGAUGAAACUAAACCUUGGAUUGGUCCGUAUCUGUGGUGGAGCAGCGGUAAGGGCAGCCACUGCUCUGUGUAACUGUGAGCGUCUCUGUUGGUGCAGUGAAUCGGGUACUUCCAGAGUGUGAAGUUGUAACUGCAGUAUUAUUAUUAAAACAGGGGAGGGAAAGACCUACGCCUGCGUGCGCUGGAUUUAUUAAAACACCCGUCAGGAAAGCAAAACAAAACCGAGCACUUUGCAAAACUAAAACGCGACCGCAAGGAUCGGAUUAUCAUUCUCCCUUCUUCUUUUUUCUAUCGUACUUUGUUGCAGUAACGUCUGUUCUUUUUGCACAUUCUAAACAAAAUAAUGCGCUUUGAUAUUCAGCCUUGCCAAAGUAAUGGGAAACAGUGAUGUAGCUCUUUCUCAAAGUAUUGUACACGUUGUUAGAUCCCUGUUAAAGAAACACGGCUGUUCACAUUUCCUUUCACCUGUACGCAUCACUACAAUAGGUUGCCUUCAGAACGACAGUAUUUUUGGAAGAGUUGCUGUCAAAAAAUAAUUGUUGCUGUUUUAUAACGAAAGAAAAAUAAUAAUUGCAUUUGUUAGCAUCGCAAUGUGAAAUGCAAGUGUAGAAACUUGUUUCCUUGGUAUUAUUUAUUCAUUUUCCUCUGAUAUUUCUUGAGGAGGAAAAGACUGAUAUUUGUAGCCUAAUAUUACCUCCUGUAGUUAGAUUUCAAAUAUUUAGACAUCAUUAGCCAGCCAGUUCUAUUAGCCAAACGUUGGAUUCAAUUCAAUUGUCGACAGUAAUAUUUGUGAACAGUAAGAGGUUAUUGCACACAAACACAAGCUGGUAUUUCAAAAAUCUUUUUUUCUGAAACGCUAGUUCCUAUUCAGAAAAAUCGAAAUUGCCCCAAAUGUGUGUGAUGUUGGCUUUUGUUUCCUUUCGUUUUUAGAUACCUUUUUAAAAAGUGAAAUACGAACAGUGUGAGGGGGUGGGGGAGAAAUAACCCAAGGGCUAAAAAAAAUAAAGGAAACAGUAACAGCUCAAUUCAAGGCCGAUGCAAAAUAAAACCGCUUCGGGGUGACAUGUCUGACUCGGGCAGCGUUCUGGCGUGUGUGCCGUUGCCAUGGGAACGGGCUCCUCCACAGGGACAGAGCACCAGUAGUUCUUAGGGGCAGUUCAGUGGAGAUGGUAGUGAUUUUUAAUUUUAAGCUGAUGUGCUUUUACACAUUGUGAAACUCUUGCUCACCUGCUAGGAAUGAUCAAGCACUCUGUGUGUUUAUAUGGGUUGUUUUUUUCAGAUUCCCUAUUGGUACAGGUGAUUUACUUUUAUUAAACAAAACCAAAAAGAAAAAAGCCAAUUCCAUUCUCCCAAUAUUAUUAUUAUAACCCCCCCUUAUCAAACAGAACUUUGCGUUUGUGUGAGUACUUGCCUCUUUUUUUUAGGUAGUGGAUUCAUUUGUUUGCUGUCCUGGUUUUUGAAGAAAUACGUUGACUUGGCAAUCGAUGUACAUAUUAGCUGGUAAAUUUUUAAAGCAUCGUCCAAGUGUGAAUGCAGCACACAGAUAUCCAUGUGUAUUUGAUCAUACACUGUAUUACACUGGGGUUUUGUGAAUCGUGUCUCUCUCUCCGUGUGUGUAAUAUAUGAAGCUUCACAUCUCAAACUCUUUUAUCUGUAUGAUCAGGAAUAGCACAUCUGUUAAAGAAACACUAGUUUACUGUUUAAUCAUUGUGACCUUUUUUUUGGUUUAGUUUUUAUUUAUGAAAUAAAGUA